Molecule: messenger RNA, 1203 nt
Organism: Daphnia pulex (common water flea)
Lineage: Eukaryota; Metazoa; Arthropoda; Branchiopoda; Diplostraca; Daphniidae
Product: alpha-(1,3)-fucosyltransferase C-like
Exons: 1
Coding region: 1-1203 (400 amino acids)
Cellular component (GO): membrane
Molecular function (GO): alpha-(1->3)-fucosyltransferase activity
Source: RefSeq, a predicted model, not a curated record
AUGAUUCUUUCGCUGUUGCUGAUUGGUAAUCCGGAACGGUACAGCUACCGUGAUGUGAUUGUGAAUGAGAAAGAAAUUUCAGCAAAUAACCAGACCUCCCUUGGAUACAAAAACAUUUUGAUUUGGAACGAAGCUGAUCGAACGGAGACCGCUAAUUUUGGAAUCGGUCACGACCCUUUUGUUAAACACAAAUGCGAGGUCUCCGAUUGCUCAAUUUUUACUCGAGACACGUCAAUGUUGCCAUACGAAGAAUACGACGCCGUCAUCAUCCACAUGUUGUUCUUAAAAAUGUUCCAGUUGCCUGAUUUCGAGCGGCGAAGACAUCAGCGAUUCAUUUUUCUCACGCAAGAGACGCCCGUCAUGAUGCCGCUUUACAUAUCGUCAUUAGACAAUUACUUCAACUGGACGAUGACUUACAAAAGAAAUUCGGAUGUUCAAUUCCUGUACGGUCGCAUCGAACCUGAAGCGACGGCUCCUAAAACUCCCGAGGAAGUUGAAGAAAUGAUGGCAAAAACUCGUCACCCACUAGCCAAAAAUUACGCGGCCAACAAAACUCGUCCGAUUGUCUGGAUGGUGUCUCACUGCCGUACAAGCGGUCAGCGAGAAACGUACGUCCGCCAACUUAGUCAAUACAUUCCUGUCGACGUUUACGGCAAGUGCGGCAAUUUUAGUUGCCCUCGCAACGAGGCUAAUUGGAUCUCCGACCCGAAAUGUUACGACAUGCUCCAAACGCGAUACAAAUUCUAUUUGUCGUUCGAAAAUGCCUUUUGCACCGAUUACGUCACGGAGAAGUUCUUUGAAAUCAUGGACCACGACAUGAUACCGAUCGUGUAUGGUGCGGCUAACUAUAGCGAAAUCGCCCCUCCUCAUUCGUUCAUCAACGCCCUGGACUUUACGCCGGAAGGACUGGCCAGGUAUUUGCAAAUGCUCGAUGCCAACGAUACCCUCUACAACGAGUAUUUCUGGUGGAAGAAUCACUACCGAGUGGAGUCUGGGGAACCCCAGAUGGCCAGAUAUGGUUUUUGUGAUUUGUGUAAGAAACUCCAUCAGGAUGAAAGUGUCAAGUAUUACCCGGAAAUAAGAUCAGAGUGGCAUCCGAAUUCUCAGUGUCGCCAUUUGAGUUCAACUUGGGAAAAUUCCCCGCAAAACUAUCUGACCCCAGUCCUGUCUUGGCUGUUAUAUUUGAUGGGAUUUGUCUUGUAA